Molecule: messenger RNA, 761 nt
Organism: Trametes versicolor FP-101664 SS1
Lineage: Eukaryota; Fungi; Basidiomycota; Agaricomycetes; Polyporales; Polyporaceae
Product: RNA-binding domain-containing protein
Exons: 5
Coding region: 1-621 (206 amino acids)
Biological process (GO): mRNA splicing, via spliceosome
Cellular component (GO): nuclear speck
Molecular function (GO): RNA binding
Source: RefSeq, a predicted model, not a curated record
AUGCCUCGCAUCCUCUUUGUCAGCGGCUUCCACCCCUCCACACGCGCAAAGGACCUCGCCUACGAGUUCGAACGGUAUGGCCCCCUCGUCCGCUGCGACGUCCCCGCCCCGCGCAACCCCCACGCCAACUCCAACCCUUACGCCUUUGUCGAGUUCCGCUCCCAGCGCGAUGCCGAAGAUGCCUACUACGACAUGCACGGCCGGAGUUUCGAAGGUUCCCGCUUGAGCAUCCAGUGGGCCAAGAACCCUCCCUCCUCAGUCUGGCGCUACGACCGGCGCUCGCCCCCUCCCCGCCGGGACCGCGAGCGUUCCCGCAGCCCCCGCCGCCGCACCGACCGCGACCGCGGCGGCGACCGUGACCGCGAGCGCGAUCGUGGCGCGGACCGUGAGCGGGACCGCGGGGCAGCGGACGACAGGGACAAGGAGCGCGACGACCGGCGGCGGCGCAGCCGUAGCCCUGAGCGCCGCCGGAGCCCCGAGCGCAGGCGGAGCCCGACCCCCGAGAAGCGCAAGGAGGACCGGGCAAGGACGCCUCCGCCUCUCGACGACGCUCCCCCCGCAAAGGAGCCCUCGGAGGAACGUGAGCGUGACCGAGCGCAGACCCCGCCGCGCGACUUCUGAGUGCCCGUGUUAUUCUUUGAAUGCCGAAAGUGAAUUGGUGGUGGCGAGAGGCCCUCUGUGGCCGCAAUUAUGAGCUACGAUACUGCUAGCACCUGUCGUCGUGUAAUUCAGACCGUAAUCGUAUGAAAAUGUGAUUGUCC